Chaetomium fimeti is the source of this 2209-nucleotide messenger RNA. RefSeq names its product Alpha/Beta hydrolase protein. The record is from RefSeq and is a predicted model, not a curated record. Gene Ontology annotation, molecular function: peptidase activity. The coding region runs from base 401 to 1972 and encodes 523 amino acids. Lineage: Eukaryota; Fungi; Ascomycota; Sordariomycetes; Sordariales; Chaetomiaceae. The transcript is spliced from 3 exons. Gene Ontology annotation, biological process: proteolysis.
GCUGCGGUGACAUCACCGAACAAAGUUAUCCAGUGUUGGUUCGCCGGUCUUUGUAGCCCAGAUAUCAGGAUAGACAGGUUUGUAGUGGCAACUUGAGUCAGCCGGAUCCCUGUGGCACUUUCCAUCUAUAACUCGAACAAAGGAUAGAGGAAGUAACAAUGGGUUGUUUGGGUGACCGUGACGCCGUCACUCGGCGUGCCUUCACGGCUUCACUUUGCUGUUGUUCUUCGAUGUACUCGUGCUUUGACCGAUGUAUUGUAUUCAUAAGACCUAUUUCACCAAGCGGAAUGAUGCUCCCGUAUCCCUAUAAAACACUUCUACCUUGAUUACUACGGUGGUAGCAUAUCCCUUUAUUCUACACCACUCAAAUAGUCUUAACAACAUACACCAAGCGCUAAACAUGUCUAUCAACUGGGGCGGCAUCGAGUCCGCCGGCUUGACGGGUUCCACCCAAAAGACCGGUACCGGGGGCUUCCGUGCCAUACACCUCGACUUCCGGGUACCCCUGGCACACAACGACCCGAAAUGCCAGGAAACGAUACGGCUUCAGGCGGACCUCGUCUACGGACACGGCGGAUCUGGUACCACCGGGUAUACUCCCGACCUAGCCGGUGUCCUAAGUUCCCUCACAUCCCCCCUCUGCCCGAGCGGCACAGCGCCCGUCGCCGUCUACCUCUGCGGCGGGCCGGGUUCCGGCAACCCAGCUUUCGCAUACCCCGAGCUGACAAGCACCCUCCUCGACAAGAUGGAGACCCCCGUGCUCUACCUCGACUACCGCGGCACCGGGGGCAGCGAUCCCAUCACGGCGUCCAAGUUGGAGGGGCUCAGGCCGAAGGAUGCGGCGCGUCAACUGAUGCUCUACCGACAGGACUCCAUCGUGGCGGAUCUCGAGGCGGUACGGCUCCGCCUGGGCAAAGUCUGCCAGAAGAAUGUCAAGUUCGCGCUGGUGGGGCAGUCUUUUGGCGGGUGGAUCGCCAUGACUUACUUGUCUUUUUUGCCGGGCAGUCUGGCCGGGGUGUGGCUGACUGGUGGGAUGCCGGCGAUCGGGAAGACGCCUGACGAGGUGUACAAGGCGCUGUAUAAGCGGCUGGUCCGCGCGAAUGAGAGGUACUAUGCGAAGUAUCCCCAGGACGUGGGACGGGUGCGGGAGGUUUUACACUCUCUCGCGGCGGCAAAUCGCGGACAAGGCCUCAUCGCCGAUGACGGGCAGAGACUAACCCCGCGGGGAUUUCUGACCAUGGGGCGGCAUUUUGGGCGCGGCGAGGAAGGGUUUGCGGAAGUCCACGCGCGGGUGAGGUCGCUUCUCGACCCCAACAUGGUUGAUCAUGGAAGGACCGAUGACCCGGACGUCGGGGGAUUCAAACUGCCGGAGAGGCCGCUCUAUGCCGCCCUGCACGAGGCGAUUUAUUGUUGUGGCCCUGGCGUGGCGUCCAAGUGGGCGGCGCAGUAUAUCGGGAAGCAGCAAACGGGUGGGCAUUUUGCGUGGCUCGACAGCGAUUUCAAGUUCGAGCGCCCCUCCUCUAACACACCCGACCCAUCCACAGCGCUCUACUUCUCGGGGGAGAUGAUCCACAGGUUCAUGUUGCGGGAAGCCGGACCGGCGAUGCAACCUGCGUUCAUUGAACCGUCCGAGAUACUUGCGCAGUGCAAGUCCUGGCCGGCGCUCUACGACACAGUAGCGCUGAGAAGAAACACAGUACCCCUACGAGCGUUAAUGUAUCCCGAGGACUUGUUCGUCGACUUUGAUCUGUCUCGGGAUGCGGCAAACGGCGUGAGGAACUGCGAACAGAUCUAUGCACCGUCCCACUGGGCCCAUGCCGAUAUCAAGAAAAGAAGUCGCGAGCAUAACACCAUCGCAGCCAUGGCUCCCACAGAUGCACCCACGCUCCUCUGGGGCGGCCGCUUUACCAGCGCGAUCGACGAUCUGAUGUUCCAGUUCAACGAGUCACUCUCGUUCGACAAGGUGUUCUAGAAGGCGAUCUCCACGGUUCUAUUACCUGGGCCAAGCCAUGCGCAAGCUCGACAUCCUCACGGACGAUGAGCUACAGCAGAUUGUAGGGCGGCUGCAGCAGGUGGAGAAGGAGUGGGAGGAGGGCAAGUUCGUCAUUGACGCCAAGUCGGACGAGGAAAUCAGUGCUGGCCAUGCUCAAGAUCCACGGCGACAAGAUGAAGGCCGCCCUGACGGACGACAUGCUGGCCACUGACAUCG